AACCAAAACAAAAAGUAUGCAAAGCCCAUAGACAAGUAAAUCAUAAAAAAAAAACAAAAACAAUAUUUAUUAGAGCACAGUUUAUGAUUUCUGUUGAUAGUUUAUCUUCUGUUGUUUUUAAUUAAAUAUAGUUUAAAAUCUUAGACACUCAGGAUUUAGUUCAAAUAUAGUUUAGUCGAUGAGUUUCAGUUGCGAAUACUCGCUUGAGAAAAGGCCCCCGCACACGAACAGUCACACGCAUGCACGCCAACCGUUUGGGGCUGCUCUACACCGACACUUAAAGAACCCCCGACACGACACGACGAACAUACACACGCCAAACCAAUGCUAAAAUGUCGCUGCCCAACGAACAGACAAACUUGCCGCACAAUCCCAGCCAACCAGCAUCCACAGACACACCAUCCACAACAGGAACAUCAACAACACCUACGACACCAACACCUUCCACAAAAACUACACAAAAUGAGCUGAAACACCGCCUGACGCCAUUGAAUGUGCGUCGUUUAUCGGGAUACGUUAAUCCGCAAGCGAUCAGCGAUAAUGCUGGCGAUGAUCCCCCGCCCACCACCAUUAACAUUGGCCUCUUCAACAACAAUAACAACAAUAAUACAAAUAAUAACAACAACAACACAGCAUCAACAACGCCACCAUCUGCAUAUGCCACACCACCAAUAUACCAACAACAGUUGUCCACACUGACAGCAACAACACCGCUAGAUGUGGCACCGGAUGAUAAAUACAGAUUGUUUACCAUUUUCAAUGGAAACGAUCCCGACAAUGAGAAAUUGUCGGGCCUACCACAUUCGACAACCGGUUCACUAAGCUCAAUCAUCACGACGUCCAUAGCAUCCUCCGAACCGGAUCCUGGAGCGGCGAGCGGCGGCGGCGGAGGAGGAGCAGGCGGCGGUGGCGGGAGUGGCAAUGGCGGCAUCGGAUCCGGUGCCCUGGUGGCAGCAGAUGCCUCCAGUAUCGCCGGCAUCAAUGGCAGUUCCGAGGAGAAGUUGGCGCUCAACAGGCCCGGCAUCAAACAGGAGAAGUGGACAACGAUCCUGCUGCAGGUUUCCAUUCCGUUCUUCCUCGCCGGCAUUGGCACCAUUGGAGCUGGCAUCGUGCUGGGACGCGUUGAGAAAUGGUAUGUCUUCAAGAAUGUCAGUGAGCUUUUCAUCCUGGUGCCGGCGCUUUUGGGUCUGAAGGGUAAUCUGGACAUGUGUCUGGCCUCGCGGCUCUCCACGCAAGUGAACCUGGGCAACAUGACCAGUCGGCAGGGCGUGAUACGGAUGAUAGUGGGUAAUAUAGCGCUGGUGCAGGUCCAGGCGACAGUGGCCUCCUUCCUGGUGGCCAUGUUUGCGGUGAGCGUUGGUGCGGCGAUGACCGGGGAGUUCUACUUCGAGAACAUGAUGCUGCUGACUGCUUCGGCCAUGUUUACGGCCACCUCGUCGUGCUUUGUGCUGGAUUUUGUCUUGGUGGCUGUCAUCCUGUUUUCGCAGAAGUAUCGCCUCAAUCCGGAUAACCUAGCCACGCCCUUAGCUGCCUCCAUUGGUGAUGUGGUGUCCAUCAGUUUGCUCUCCUUUAUUGCCUCGCUGCUGUACGAUCAUAUCAAAACGCACCUGUGGAUCACUUUCAUCGUAAUCACCUGCUACCUGGUGCUCUUGCCCAUGUGGGUGAUGAUCGUGCUGAGGAACGAGUACACGCGACCGGUGCUGAAGAGCGGAUGGGUGCCCGUCCUCUCAGCCCUCUGCAUAAGUGGUCUGGGUGGCCUUGUGUUGGACGCCGCCGUCGAGGUGUUUAAUGGGUUCGUUGUGUUUCAGCCGAUCAUCAACGGAAUCGGCGGCAACCUGGUAUCGGUGCAGGCCAGCAAGAUAUCCACAAUGCUGCACCAAAGCUCAAUUAUCGGGAUUAUACCACCGCACACGCAGAUCUUCGAGUGGCCCUGGCGGGCGCUCUUCAAAGGAGUUCCCUAUGCGAAGACAGCAAGGAUACUUAUCGCCAUGUCGAUCCCCGGCAAUGUCCUGUUUAUCUUUGCUGCUGACUAUAUAAACUAUAGCACCUCGACGGUCACCUGGGUGUUUGUGCUAUCCUAUCUGACCGCCAGUUUAGUGCAGGUGAUGCUGCUGCUGUAUAUUGCCCACAUUAUUGUGCACGCGAUGUGGAAAUGGAAGAUCGAUCCGGAUAACUCGGCCAUACCCUACCUGACGGCCCUGGGCGAUCUGCUGGGCAGCAGUCUGCUGGCGGUGGCGUGGCUCUUCACCAUGUCGGUGGGCAUGCAAUACGGAUCCGGGAUGCAGACACUCAACGCACCGAACUAGACUAGCAAACGAAAUAGGAAUACGGAAUAACGUAGAACGAUAAACAAGGCAGCCACACACCACACAAUAUAAAGAACUGUUAUGUACCUAAAUCAAAUAUAUAGAAAACAUAGAAAUUGUACGAAUAGACCCAGCCCCAGCCCCCCAAAAAAACCUCCCAACACCAAAUGGAAACGGAAACGGAAACCAAUAUAAAACGAACUAACUUCUAAUGAUGCAUGAAUGUCGAAUGUUCGAGGCGGGAGAUAUUAAGAGAGAUGAUAUCAUUUUACACUGUGUCCUUCUUCACAUGGCUUUUGCUUGUGUUCCUUUUGCUCUACCGAGAAAUUAUGUGCGAUUAUGGUAUAUAUACAGGCUAUAUAUAGGCAUAUGUAGAUUUGCAGGUCUGCCGCGUCAUAUUUUUUAAGGCUUUUAGGACAAUAUUAUACACAUUUAAAGAAAUAUAUACAUUGUAUAGGGAGAAACAGAAGACGAUGAAUAACUGAAAGAACAUUUACACAACGCAAAUUAUUUCCUCCCACUUCGGUUCUUAAUUCUUUCACUCUGGUUUACCUAAAGCAGCCAAAUAAUAAUUGCAAAACAUAGUCGUAAAUAGAACAUACUUAAAUUCUUAAUUUACAAUUAUCAACCAAUUAUGUAGUAUUAGCGCAGAUUUGAUUUUUGCAAGUCUCGCUUUCGAUUUUGUGUUUUUUUUUUAAAUAUUACUUUUCUCAUUGUCCCUUUUCAAUUUUCCCGCAGCCCCGAGCGAUGAAAAAGAAAAGCAAUAACGUGCGGAUAACGAUAUUUAUUAUUGCAAAUUAGUUAGGACGAUGGGAAGUGUAUGCAGGAGUUUAUAAGUUCUGCAACAAAAAGUGAACAGGGAAUAAAACGAUGAGAAUGAGAGACGUUCUGAAAGGAAAUGUGAUCGAUAUUUAGUUAUAACAAUAAUAAUAAUUAUAAAUUAAUUGAAAAAGUAAGAGAAAAGGCAUCAAUAUUGUGUAAUACUUGAAACAAUAAUACCAAUUAAAUAAAUAUGU
This is a messenger RNA of Drosophila suzukii, 3322 nucleotides long. Its product is annotated as solute carrier family 41 member 2. Gene Ontology annotation, molecular function: monoatomic cation transmembrane transporter activity. Gene Ontology annotation, biological process: monoatomic cation transport. The record is from RefSeq and is a predicted model, not a curated record. Gene Ontology annotation, cellular component: plasma membrane. Lineage: Eukaryota; Metazoa; Arthropoda; Insecta; Diptera; Drosophilidae.